ACUAACAAAACAAAGCGACUUCGCUUUUAUCAUUCAGGCCUUGUGAUUGUAAAUGUGUUGUAAACGAAAAGAAUCCGCGUACCAACCGACGCCGGGCGGGAAGAUGAAGCGUUGAAUAGAAGCUGAAACAUUCAACACACAACUCUUCAUAUAAGUCACUUCAUAACUCUUUUUUUCAGGGGAAGCCAUUUUCUUUUUCUUUUUCUUUUUAUUUAAGCUCUGUUUCAGAGGUUUUGUGAGUGAGUGAGAGAGAGAGAGAGAGGGAGAGAGAUGGGGAGUUACAGAAUGUGCAUGUGCUUUACCAGAAAGUUUCGGAUCACUGAGGCGGAGCCGCCGAUCGAUGUUAAAGAGGCUUUUGCUAAGUAUGCAGAACGGGGAACCCACAUGACGGCGGAGCAGCUGCAGCGGUUCUUGGUGGAAGUUCAAGGUGAUGGCAAAGGUGAUGGUGGCGCGUGUGUUGCAGAUGCUGAGAAAUUGUUGGAGCAGGUUUUGAAGUCAAGGCAUCAUAUUGCUAAGUUUACCAGACAUACUCUUACUCUUGAUGAUUUUCACCAUUACUUGUUCAACCCAGAUCUUAAUCGCCCCAUCAAUGAUAAGGUCCAUCAUGAUAUGAAAGCUCCAUUGUCGAAUUAUUUUAUAUACACAGGACACAAUUCAUAUUUAACUGGGAAUCAACUGAGCAGUGAUUGUAGCGAUAGGCCAAUUAUUAAGGCACUGCAGAGAGGUGUAAGAGCUGUAGAGCUUGACAUUUGGCCUAAUUCUACUAAAGAUGAUGUAAAUGUUCUUCAUGGAAGGACCUUGACGACCCCUGUGGAACUGCUUAAAUGCUUGAGAUCCAUUAAAGAGAAUGCUUUUUCUGCAUCUCCGUAUCCUGUUAUAAUUACUCUUGAAGACCACCUGACACCAGAUCUUCAGGCUAAAGUAGCUAAGAUGAUCACUGACACAUUUGGAGACAUGCUGUUUUGUCCGCAAUGUGAAUGUUUGCAAGAAUUCCCUUCACCAGAUGACUUGAAGUAUAAGAUUAUAAUAUCAACAAAACCUCCAAAAGAGUACCUUAAAGCUAAAAGUAAGGAUACGAAAAAUAACUCUGAUGAAGAUGAAUGGGGCAAGGAGCCAUCAGACCUUACAGCUGACCAAGAAGAUGAAGACAAGAGUGAUAGUGAUUCAAGUGAAUAUAAUGAUGUCGAUGACCAAGAGUGCCCUUCGGAAGCAUCUGACUACAGGCGCCUAAUUGCCAUUCAUGCUAGAAAACCCAAGGGUGGAUUAAAGGAGGCACUCAAAGUUGAAGCUAAUAAAGUUAGACGCCUUAGUUUGAGUGAACAAUCACUUGAAAAGGCGACUGAAUCUCAUGGAACAGAUGUUGUGAGAUUUACCCAGAAGAACGUUUUAAGGAUAUAUCCUAAGGGUACACGGUUCAACUCCUCCAAUUACAAGCCACUAGUUGGUUGGAUGCAUGGAGCUCAAAUGGUUGCAUUUAACAUGCAGGGAUAUGGUAGGGCUCUCUGGUUGAUGCAUGGAAUGUUCAGAUCUAACGGAGGGUGUGGUUAUGUCAAGAAGCCUGAUUUUCUAAUGAAUGUUGGUCCAAAUGAUCGAGUGUUCGAUCCCAGGGAAAAAUUGCCAGCGAAAAAGACUUUGAGGGUGAAAGUUUACAUGGGAGAUGGAUGGCAUUUGGAUUUUAAACAAACACACUUUGAUCUAUACUCACCCCCUGAUUUCUAUUGCAGGGUUGGCAUAGCUGGGGUGCGAGCGGAUCAGAUAAUGAAGAAAACGAAGACAAAGGAGGACAACUGGACACCUGUUUGGGGAGAAGAAUUCAAAUUUCCAUUGACUGUUCCUGAACUUGCUCUGCUUCGAGUUGAAGUCCACGAGUACGACAUGUCUGAGAAGGAUGACUUUGCCGGCCAAACUUGUUUGCCAGUCUCUGAGUUGAAGACAGGGAUCCGUGCUGUUCCCCUCUUUGAUCGCAAAGGAGAAAAGCUGAGAUCAGUAAGGCUUCUGAUGCGCUUCGAUUUUGUUUGA
Molecule: messenger RNA, 2019 nt
Organism: Pistacia vera
Lineage: Eukaryota; Viridiplantae; Streptophyta; Magnoliopsida; Sapindales; Anacardiaceae
Product: phosphoinositide phospholipase C 4-like
Exons: 9
Coding region: 271-2019 (582 amino acids)
Biological process (GO): phosphatidylinositol-mediated signaling; lipid metabolic process
Molecular function (GO): phosphatidylinositol-4,5-bisphosphate phospholipase C activity
Source: RefSeq, a predicted model, not a curated record